This is a messenger RNA of Oppia nitens, 423 nucleotides long. Its product is annotated as 6-pyruvoyl tetrahydrobiopterin synthase-like. Gene Ontology annotation, cellular component: mitochondrion. Lineage: Eukaryota; Metazoa; Arthropoda; Arachnida; Sarcoptiformes; Oppiidae. The coding region runs from base 1 to 423 and encodes 140 amino acids. The record is from RefSeq and is a predicted model, not a curated record. The transcript has a single exon.
AUGGACAGCAAACCGGUUGUAUACCUGACCCGUAUUGAGACGUUUGAUUCGGCACACCGUCUGAAUAGCGAACUACUCGAUCAGCAAACAAAUUGCCAGACAUUCGGCAAAUGUAAUACAAUUCACGGACACCACUAUAGAGUAGAGUUGACUGUUAAGGGAACAGUAGAUCCCAUCACUGGUUUCCUAAUGAAUACCUAUGAUCUGAAUCAAAUAAUGCAGGAAACUAUACUAAAACCAUUUGAUCAUAAGUUUAUCGAUAGAGAUAUCCCGUACUUUAAGGACAGUAAUAUAUCGUCGACUGUCGAAAACAUAGUGGUCUACAUAUGGAAAGCCGUUUCCCAGAGAUUGCCUACAAAUGUUUCGUUACAUUCAAUCAAAUUGUAUUCAACUGAGAAAAAUGUUGUCACCUAUUUCGGGUGA